AUGUCCGGGUCGCAACCAACCCCCGACGCCAGCCCGUCCGGCGACUCGCCAGACACACAUGGUGCUGCCGCCCAGGGCCUGAAGUCCAAGCGGAUCCUGGCCUGUAUUUUAUGUCAGCAGCGCAAGAUCAAGUGCGAGCGCAAGUUCCCGUGCUCCAACUGCAUCAAGUCGAACGCCCAGUGUGUCCCGGCCAACCUGGUCCCCCGGCAGCGGAAACGUCGCUUCCCCGAGCGGGAACUUCUGGAGCGUCUGCGCCGGUAUGAGGACAUACUGCGGAAGAACAACCUCAAGUUCGAUCCCAUGCACAAGGAGGACCCUCACACUAAGUCAUCCGAUGCCCAUGGUGACGAUGCAUCAGAUGCCGGCUCUCCAGAGGCUACUGCCGACUUCCCCAAUUCUUCGGAUCGAUUACCCGAAGCAAAGAACUUUUGGAAUGCCAUGCGCCAAGGGUUUCACGAAGUUGACCAUAUCGGCGAAGUAGCCGCUAGAGAGGCAUGGGAUGAAAUAUACGAGGAUAACGACCAGAUCCUGUUCGGCAUUCGCAAAACAGUCAUCGACAUUCCCAGCCUGCAGCCGGAGCCCGUUCAGGUCUUUCGGCUCUGGCAAAUUUACCUUGACAAUGUCAACCCAUUGUUGAAAGUAACGCACACUCCUACACUUCAGCCAUGCAUUAUCGAGGCUGUCAGUAACUUUGAGAAAGUCAGCCCGGUGCUAGAGGCUCUCAUGUUUGGAAUCUACUCCAUGGCUAUUCAUUCACUUACUAAUGCCGAUUGCCAAGCAACGUUUGGCUCGUCGAGGGACGAUCUCUUGCAUAAGUACCAGUACGGGUGCCAGCAAGCUUUGGUGAAGUGUGGAUAUCUACGAACGGGGGACCGAGACUGCUUGACGGCUUUUUACCUCUACCUGCUGUCUGUCUCCAAGGCCACAGAUCCUCGAUGCCUAUCAUCAAUGCUCGGCGUUGCCGUGCGAAUUGCUCAACGCAUGGGUAUCCAUUUAGAGGCAUCGAACUCUACAUUUCCCCCACUAGAGGCUGAGAUGCGAAGGCGGUUGUGGUGGUCUCUGAUUCUCUAUGACGCUCGAGUUGGAGAAAUGGCCGACCACAAGAGUGCAGCACUCGCUCCCACAUGGGACUGCCAAGUUCCACUGAGUCUGAACGACUCUGACCUCAGGCCGGAGAUGAAAGAGUUCCCAGCCAUGGAGCCAAAGUCGAGCGAGGCCAUCUAUGCCGUCGUCCGCAGCGACAUUGCCAACUUCUAUCGCCACACAUCAUCAUAUCUAGACUUUAAUAUCCCAGCACUCAAGGCCGUCGCCAGCGUCGCAAAAAACGACGGCCUGGGCAUCGAGACGUUGGAGAAGAGGGUGGAGGAGAAGUAUCUCAAGUUCUGCGAUCCGGAGAAUCCCCUCCAUUUCCUAACCAUAUGGACAACCCGCCUGAGUGUGGCCAAGGCGCGACUAAUUGUCCACUACUCCAAGGCAUCAUCAAACUCGCCCCCCACAGAGGCGGAGAACGACGCCGCCAUUCUCCAGGCCAUCACCAUGCUGGAGAGCGACACGAAAAUCAUCAGUCUCCCUUCAGUGAAAGGCUUCGUCUGGAUGGGCAACCUCCAUUUCCCUCUUCCCGGCUACAUCCAUCUUGUGUACGCUCUACGGCAAAAUCCUCUCAACCGGCAUGCCGAACACGCCUGGCGAGCCAUGAGUGAGAACAGCGCGAUGCGCCUGAGCUAUAGUAGCGAGAUGCGGCACAAGCUCGAGACCAAGGCCAAGAACCCUCUUUUUAGAAAUCUAACGAAAAUCAUCCUGUUGACGUGGGAUGCCCGUGUGGCCGCCGAGGAGGCCUUGGGGCGGACCGUAGCACCACCCGAUAUCGUGGUGAGGGUGAAGGCGAUCCAAGCUGCGCGUAUGGAAGGCGAAUCCCCGCAGAGCCAGACGGGAUCUAUUGAUGUGGAUGACAUCAACAUUAAUGAUAUUAUGAUGAACAUGCCGGGGGGGUUGGGUAUGGACUGGCAGCUCGACUAUAACCAGAUGGAAGCAAUGGGCAUCGGGAUGCCCGACCAAACGAGCUUCAAUUCGAACAUCAACCAGCUCAACUGGGCGACGAUGGGCUGGGGUAUCAGCAACCAGCAGAACCGACCGGGGUGA
Clonostachys rhizophaga is the source of this 2139-nucleotide messenger RNA. The record is from the annotation of a GenBank genome assembly. NCBI's taxonomy places the organism in Eukaryota, Fungi, Ascomycota, Sordariomycetes, Hypocreales, Bionectriaceae.